Molecule: messenger RNA, 540 nt
Organism: Eutrema salsugineum
Lineage: Eukaryota; Viridiplantae; Streptophyta; Magnoliopsida; Brassicales; Brassicaceae
Exons: 1
Coding region: 1-540 (179 amino acids)
Source: RefSeq, a predicted model, not a curated record
AUGGAACCUUUUCAUUUUGAUUACUGGAUGCUCUCGUUGGUGUGGUGGAUGCCGGUGGUGGACCCAAGUUACCCAACAGCGAUUAUGUUGGGUUCGUAUAAUUGGCGUUCCAUUACACUUCUGGCCGAUGAAACUUUCCGAUGUAUUGGGAAAGCCCUUGGGGAUGUCAAAGCGGUCAACCUAGAUGAUGGAAAGAUUCAAGUGGUUAUUCAUGGACAGAAACCAUUGUGCUUUGAAACUGUCGUGGAGUUCCAUGGUGGGGAGGAAACGGUCGUGUACUUACGCUAUGAGAGGCUGUUCGGUUACUGCCGCAUCUGCUUUAGCUUAUGUCACGACCACCAGCGGUGUCCGACUCGGUCAGGUGGGGCAGAUCGUACGAUAAAGGAGGAUAACGGUGAGGACCAAGGAAAAAAUCAAGGAGCUGCGUCUUAUAGAGCUGCGAUGUUGCAUGGGAAUGCCGGAAACAAAGGAAAGGGGAAUAAAUGCAGGUUUUGGUGGAUCACAAAAUGGUUCAUAAAAGGGAAAAUACAAGGUUUUUGA